Molecule: messenger RNA, 351 nt
Organism: Lodderomyces margitis
Lineage: Eukaryota; Fungi; Ascomycota; Pichiomycetes; Serinales; Debaryomycetaceae
Exons: 2
Coding region: 1-351 (116 amino acids)
Source: RefSeq, a predicted model, not a curated record
AUGCCUUUAUUCGCGGUACCAUUUUCGGUCAAAGUUGCUCUUGCUGUCGGAGGAGUAGCUGGUGCAGGUUUGGCAAUAGCCAAUAAUAGGACAAUUAUCUUGCAAGCUGCUGAGAACCUUUUCAAUCGAGGUGCCGAAUAUUGCCAUCAGAAACUUGAGGGGCAUAAAAUAAGAAACGAUGGUGUUUAUGCAGAUAAUUAUGAAGACGGUGCACUUGCAGAAGAUAGAGAGGAAGGAAGAUCCACUGGUUAUGAAAGUUUUACCGAACUCAGCACUCCAUACACAACCGAUUUCCUGGAGAUAGAUACGGAUAUAGAACCUGCUGAUGAUGAAGAAUUGGAACUCGAUUGA